This is a messenger RNA of Pseudonaja textilis, 3331 nucleotides long. Lineage: Eukaryota; Metazoa; Chordata; Lepidosauria; Squamata; Elapidae. The record is from RefSeq and is a predicted model, not a curated record.
GACGGGUCCGGGUCUCGCCGGAGGUCGUCGGCCAUGUGGAGCUGCGCGGGGCGCCGCCGUCGCCGGCUGCUGGCGGGCCUCUUCGUGCUGCUGCUGGCCGCCGUCGCGAUCCGCAGGUUCAACUUGACGAACAUAAUUCCCAUGCGGUUCUGGGGCCGAGUGCUGGGCUUACAGGCCAAGCACUCGCAGUUCCUGCUGGAGGAGAAGCCCUUUCGCAUCCUUGGCGGCUCAAUGCACUAUUUCCGCAUCCCCCGGGAAUAUUGGAGGGACCGCUUGGUGAAGAUGAAGGCCUGCGGCCUGAACACCCUCACCACGUACGUACCGUGGAACCUUCAUGAGGCCGUCAGAGGGAAGUUUGACUUCAGCGGAAAUUUGGAUCUGCAGGCUUUUCUUGGGAUAGCAGAAGAAGUCGGACUAUGGGUAAUUCUGCGUCCCGGACCGUAUAUAUGCUCAGAGUGGGACCUUGGUGGCCUGCCCAGCUGGUUGCUUCAGGACCCUGAAAUGCAACUGAGGACAACCUACAAGGGUUUUACCGAGGCUGUAGAUUCUUACUUUGACAACCUCAUGCCCCAGGUGGUCCAUCUUCAGUACAAGAAUGGAGGGCCAAUUAUAGCCAUGCAGGUGGAGAACGAGUACGGCUCCUAUGCCCAGGACCAAAAUUACAUGGCCUACAUAAAGCAGGCUCUUCUGAGCAGGAACGUGGUGGAGUUAUUGGUGACCUCGGAUAAUAAAGACGGCCUGAAUGCUGGCAUCGUAGAAGGAGGUAAGUUAACAAUUAAUUAGUGGAACGACUUGCCUCCAGGACUCUAUCCCUCUCUUCUCUCUGUCUCUCAUGAUAUGCCAACGAUGGUGAUGGAGUACUGGACCGGUUGGUUUGAUAGCUGGGGAGAACCUCACAAUGUCUUCGAUGCAGAUGAGAUGCUGGAAAGGGUGGAGGGCGUCCUCCGGGCUGGAGCCUCCAUCAAUCUGUACAUGUUCCAUGGAGGCACCAAUUUUGGAUUCAUGAACGGCGCCGUACAUUUUAACGACUACAAGGCAACCAUCACCAGCUACGAUUACGACGCUGUGCUUACCGAGGCUGGAGAUUACACCGCCAAGUACUUCAAACUGCGCAAGCUUUUUUCCAGCAUGAUAGAGACGCCGCUCCCUCCACCUCCGAUAAUUUCACAUAAAGCAUCCUACGGGGCCAUCCUGAUGCAGCAAUACAUCUCACUGUGGGAAUUGUUGUCGGGAAUGGAGAUUGUGAAGUCAGAAUACCCUAUUAACAUGGAGAACUUGCCAAUAAAUAAUGGCAACGGGCAGGCAUUUGGCUACACCCUCUAUGAAACAGUCAUCCUCGGUGGAGGAACCCUCUAUUCCCGUGAUUACAUCCGAGACCGAGCACAGGUGUUUGUUAAUACUCGAUACAUUGGCCACCUUGAUUACAAUGUACAGGAGCUGCCCAUUCCUAACCGACAGGGAUAUAGGCAGCUGCAAAUUUUAGUCGAGAACUCCGGGAGAGUCAACUACGGGCUUAAUCUGAACAACCAACGGAAAGGCUUAAUUGGUGACAUUGUUUUCAACAAAACCUCCUUGAGAAACUUCAAGAUUUACAGCCUUGAAAUGAAACCCAGCUUCAUGGAAAGUCUACGAGGAGCAUCUCCUUGGAGUGCCAUCCCUGACAGCGCGGUGGGGCCUGCCUUCUUCCGAGGGACACUCCAAGUACAGUACGUGCCCCAGGAUACUUUCCUGAAGCUCGAGGGCUGGGAAAAGGGAGUUGUGUUUGUCAAUGGCCAGAACCUUGGUCGCUACUGGAAAAUCGGUCCUCAGGAAACACUCUACCUCCCGGGAACCUGGCUCCAGCAAGGGUACAACGAAAUCGUCAUAUUUGAGGAGCGUCUCGGAGGCCGCAUCAUCCAUUCCACAGACCUGGCUUUUUUGGGGAGGGUUCAGUACGUGACCUGAGCUCUUCCUGAUUGCCCCACCCUCUACUGGUAGUAAUGGUUAAGGUUAUGCUUCUUAACUGAUGGUGGGAGGUAAGAGAGUCGGGAUGCGGACCCGCCUUCCCUCCCGUUGUGAAAACUGUGCCCCGUAUCCUUAUAUUUUCUAGUUAUGGGUGGAGUUUGGCCAAGGAAGGCCCCGCCCGGUGAGUUAAUUUAGGAGGUUGACGAAGAGUACCUGAAGAAAGAAGGAUGCCCAGAUAGUUAGGAACGUUCUCCUAAAGGAACUCAAACUUUACUACAAGUUCUCGUGUAAACACUAGAUGCUAAGGACCUGACAAAAGGAACGAAUGUUCGCGCGAAAGAUCCGAAGAAUUGAAACGGCCGAUCUGCAGCGGGUUAGACUCAGACCGGCCUUUAGGCUGUGUCUGGAAAAGGAACACGUUUUGGUUUUUUGGAUCUCUAAUAGUCCACGUUGGGUCUUUUCAGACAGUUGAAGCUGCCAGUCUCAGGUCCCUGAGUUUGGUCCUUAGGAAAGGCUGCGAAGAAAUGUUGUCGUUUAUUUUAUAUAUAUAUUUUUUGCAUUCUUUCGGUCGUUCCAACCCAGAUCAUAAACGAAGGACCGCCAUGUUUGGGCAUAUAAAUGGGGGACUUCCAUGCAAAGCCAACGGGAAUCGCAUUUCAGCGACAUGUUGAUGGAUUUUUGGCGGUGGGCAGGUUGGAAUUGGACCUGCCCCAAGCUGCACAGAACGCCUGUGACCUCUGGAAGCCCCUUGCCCCACGCCCCUCGCAACUCUCUCCCCAGCUCGGCCACAUGGAGGACCGCCAAUCAUAAAGGAUGGGUGCUAGGCCAGGAGUGGGUGGGAUCGGGAUGUACCUUCACACGUACUCAACCUGCUGCUAAACUCUCGGAGCGCCCCUUUGAGCCAGGGGGGAGGUCCAACUUGAGCCCCACACGUGUAGAGAGCCCACCACCAAAGACCAGCCCCAAACGGUGCUGUUUCAGAAAAUAGACACAUCUGGAAAAACAUCACACCAUGUUUCACACCCCCAGGUUGCGAUUCUGUGCAGCGGGCUUCGUCCGUUUUGCCACAGGCGCCCCUCCCUCGGCAAAAUAGGACUGGCAACUCUCUCUAUAUCCACAGCCCUCCUUUUAUCUUUUCUCGAUCGGAUCUCCUAAACUGGGGAAUGAGUCCACAGUCCGAACACGGCUCCGUUUUGGAGAUAAUCCUCGGAUUAGGACGGCUUGCGUCAAGAAUUCGACCGCGUCUCCUGUGCUUCCGAGGGAGGGGGUCUGAAGGAUUGGAGAUUCAGCCCCGGAAAGGGUGCUUUUGCGUGCAUUUCGGAAUAAUUAGAAGAGGAAUUGGAUCUGUUUUUUUUUAAAAAAAAUGAUCUUUUUUGUGCCUUUUUUU